AUUAUCUACUAGAAGAUGUAGAUAUUUAUUAUUUACAUUUAGUAGUGCUGAUUGCAACGAAGCGGGUUCAGGUUCGUUACAUUGAGAAACCUAGGAAUAGAAUGAUAGACUCAACAUACUCGUAAUUUCCGGAUUUUUUCUCACGCUUACCAAUUAUUUUCAUUUGACCUUUACAACACAAAUAAGUUCAAAAACAGUCCUAGCAUUUUAAUUUUAUUGAUUUCUACGUCUUGGUCUUCAAUAAGUAAGUAUUUAUAAAACCGCAACAUCGUUGUAAAAAACUUUUCUUUUGCUCAUAAUUUUUGGUUUACAUAUGGUGCUCAUUUUUGCAAUUUAAGUACAACAUGAAUAUGAUCCAAUUUUAAUUCACCUUCACAUAUGAUACCCAUAUUUUUUGCCGCAUCAAUUUGUUCGAAUGCUCACGCAUUGUUGCUUUGCGUUGCACACCUGUCUUUGCCUGGGUAUAUUUUCAUACGUCAAGCGAUGAAGAUCGAAAUGGAUCUGGUGGGAGUAUCAAAUACGAGUCCGUGAAUUAGAAAAGUUUUGCAGACCCUGACACAGAAUCGCAAGAAAAGGAAGCCUGAAGCGCUAGGAUCUAUUGAGCAGAGGAGUCUCUGCGGAGCGAAGCCGAUCAUGAUGAUGAAGGGCCCGGUAGCAGCGGGGUCGGAAAGAAGUGAUGGAGCAGUGGCAACUUUCUCCAUUAAGGCUAGCUAUUGCUUGAUCAUCCUAAGCGUCAUCCUUGGCCUCAUUUUCAAGGGAAAGAAAGCCCAGGGAUGCGCUCAGGGAUGCGAGCGCGGUAGCUCUAAUGAUGGAUCAGAGGCGACUUUCUCCACGGCUGGGAACUUUGGCGCUACGCCGAACCAACCGACCCUCUCCAACGAGAAUGCUUCGACAGCUGGUUUGAAGCAGGAAAACCCGACUUCGUUAGGCUUAGCCUUAGCUGAAAAUAUGAAAGGCGUAAGUGCGUGUGUGGGCAGCACUAUCAGAGACGCACAUCUUGUAGGCCUUAGGUGGAAAGAAGGUGGGCCUACGACAGUUGUAGCGUCUGCAGCAAAAUGCACUCAACUUAUGGGCACCAUGAACCCAUCGUUUACGCCAUCUCUUCACUACAGAUUCUUUCUUAGACUAAGCUAAAAGAUGUUCGACAAGAUGGGCUGUCGAUGCCUCUAAUCAAUAGGCGGCGCUCGUGGGGACGGAGCUUCUCACAGCGUCUGCAGCUAGAGCCAUUCAACCGGCGAUGGUUGAAAGAACGGAGCUUCCUGUAGUCACCCAGCCAGCGCACUAUCACCUACAACCAAACAACAACCUACAAGACCCCUCGAAGCUGUUUAGCAUGGUGAAUGAAGACCUGCAAGCAGAGAUUCGGGAAACCGAAUACGGUGGCGAGAUCAAGUACUUUCGUGGCGGCGUUUCCGAAGAAAUCUUCCCAACAAAGUGCCUCGUGAUUAAUUCCCACGACUAUUUUCAGUACAAACUUGACAUGCUUUUUUCUUUUUAGGUGCUGUCUGCAGUUUCUUUGCUGUCUGCAGUUUCUUUGUGUGUCGAGUUGCUGCUUUCCGUUUUUUGUAUGCAGUUUGAAAUGUAAAAUAACGCUGUGGAAGACAACGGAGCUUUCACAACAUCUUGUGGUCGUGGACGUUAUUUGUUGUAACUGUAAGACGUGGCUGCUUGCCCCUAAUGUUCGUCGUGCAUACCAUCACCAAGACGAAAUUCAACCACGCCAGGAUAUCAAAAGAUUAUUGCAUCGUUUGGAACCGGGAUGAUACUAGAGUCUUCGUCGCCGUCUCCCAGCUGACUUCAAAUAACGCGAAAUUAUCGGGUAGAUUGGCACCGCAUUGGGGCAGGCAUAUUAGAGACAGACACCACUGGCAAUGGGAGGUAAAUCCUCUGCGUAAAACAAUCUGACUAAAACAUUUUGUUUUUUAUUUGACCCCUCUUCCUUGUAAGUAUAUUGCUAAUCUAUCAUAUGAGAAAUAACAUCUACCGGACGGAUUUUGGGGUUCCUUACAGCAUAAAAAAAUUCGUGUGUGUGAAGAUCAAAACUAGUCUCUGCGGAUGCAGUGGGCAGCAUUAUCAGAGACGCGAACGCGAUCGCGACAUUAUCAAAACUCACAGAUGGCCCGAAAACGCCAAGAGCGUCGCUUUUCUAUGUUUAGGAUUCUGGGAUUCCAUCUUCAGCAAUAUUUUGGUACCUUUCGCUUUCCCCUGCUCUAUGAGGGAAAAGCAGACUCAGGGCUGCUUUCGAGAUGGAUUCCGGGAAGGUCUAACAUGAGGUGGGACAAUGGUGGUAGUCUGCGCGAGUCACCUCAGGGGACACUCCAAUACUACAAAGGACGUGGCAAGGAGAUGCCGACAAACGUAGAAAGUGGCCGGCUUGAUAUUCCCUUCCAUGGGAGACCCUCGUACUCUCAUCCCUUUUCCUCAUCAAUACUUGUGUAAUAAACUGUAGCAGUAAAAAAGAUACACAGCCUGGCUCCUUCGGGACGAAGAGCAUUAAUGUUAGGGGAGCAUGAUCUAGCAUUUAUCAUAGCAUUCGCAGCAGAUGUUGCGUCUGUCUCUGUGUGGAUGCCACGAAUCGUUUGGCUCACUCCUCACUCUAGUUGGGGAUGUUUACGAAAAUUCAAUCCCAUUUAUUAGCUAUGCAAUGAUAUUCAUCGUGGGUAGCUGCAUAGCCAUUGCCUGCGCAUCAAGCAUCCACUUCAUUUGCGUUUUAUUUCUUACGCGGAAGGCUCAUUUUUUUGAUUCAAGAGAAACGAACUCGCUUACAUUUAAUCUCACUCCCACUCGCACUGUACGCCCUCUUCAUAUCGCAAACUAAUCACUAAUAGGAUUGCGUUCGUAAUUUCGCCCGACAAUUAUGGAGACCAAGGCCCUACGUUUUUGCUACAUUGAGUGUUAAGUCAGCGACACAGUGUCCACAACUAGCGCCACACUGUCACAACUUCGCACAGCUUCGGAAUAAUAGAAGUAAAGUGUGAAAAAGCGUAGCGCUUUGGCCUCUCAAAGGAUGUCUCAUAAUCGGACGAUACCGCUGCGAGAUAGAUGGCCGUAAAAAGUUCAUCGACGCCUACCUCUGCUCAAGUGUGUUAGAGUUGCGGCUACAGUGCAUUUAUCUUCUCUCGGUGCCACGCAUUUUGGAAGCCCGCUGCUCAACCAAGGGGUAGCGGGCGCCAAAAUUCUCUAUGAGAUGAAUGUGCUCUGCGUCCAAUAGAAGCAUCGGCGCGGGACACAAAGGAUUGGGUAUUUACCGGUUCCCUGGCGCAGUAUGACCCUCUACCUGCAAGCUAUUGCCGUCUUGGAGUGCUGUGUGACUCUGAUGAGAGCAAUGAGGGACAAAAAAGCAAGGCAGUUUUUUCCGUGCAGCCUCAGCGCCUGCAAAUCAAAGGUUCAGAGCCGUCUUGUGUCCAAGGUGCUGCUGCGCCUGGAUACAUGCCGCCGGUGAGUACUAUUGGGCCGUUCCCGUCCUCGACCUCGUUUCCUCCUGCAUUGCGCGCGAGGCUUCAUCGGCAGGAAAAAGGCGGGCGUGUGCCAGUAGUUGCACCAGAAAAGAGCAAAG
Amoebophrya sp. A25 is the source of this 3556-nucleotide messenger RNA. The record is from the annotation of a GenBank genome assembly. Lineage: Eukaryota; Dinophyceae; Syndiniales; Amoebophryaceae.